GAAAAGUACGAUCCUGGCCACUCCCCUUUAUGAGAGAGCAGGUCAGAAUGCUGAGAAAGAAAAUUAGCAGUCUGGAGAAGAGACUCAGUGACACUCACUGAGGUUCGAUUAGUAAUAGUAUUUUUGUGUUAUUUUGCAUGACAGAGACCGGCAGUAUGACAAAAUUAAGGGGGAACGAGAAAGAACCAACUUUCAUAGAAAUGUCUAAGACGAACGAAUCAAGUGGAGAUGGGGCAGCAGUGCUGACGGGGUACAGGAAGAAAUGUCCGACAGUGGAAGACAAUAAUGGACUCGGCUGUCUACCCAACUCCACCACCGACUCUCACCUUCCUGGCAUUCCCGAGAGCCUUAGCACCAGAGAGUCCACCUGCCUCGUCUCCAGUAUGCAAGGGCUAGAGAAACAGCCUCAGAGCAAAGACUCCAUUUUCUUCAGGGAUGGCGUCCGGAGGAUCGACUUUGUCCUGUCGUACGUCGACGACCCCACGAAGGACGGAGAGAAGAAAGCGGAAAGGAGACAGGAAUUUGAAAUGAAUUUGCAGGCAGCCGGCCUGCAACUGGAGACAGAGGAUAAAAAUGAGUCGGAGGACGGGAAGACGUACUUCCUGAAGAUCCACUCUUCGUGGGAUGUGCUGACUGCGUACGCGGAGAUCCUGAAGAUCAAAGUGCCCUUCAAGGAGAGCGACAUCCCCAGCAACGACGAGACGCCUCUGAACUGGCUGUUCAAGCCCUUCAAACUCCCGCACGAGGUGAUGUGCCCCGAGCCCGACUACUUCACCUCACCCUUCGAGAAUAAGAAGCCUGGCUUCUUCCUCAUCGAGGACAAGGACACCAUCUUCCCCCCCUCCACCCGCAACAGGAUUGUGUACUACAUUCUCUCACGGUGCCCCUACGCGACAGAGGAUGGAAAGAAAAAGCUGGGAAUCAACCGGCUUCUGAGCAACGGCUCCUACACGGCAGCCUUCCCGCUUCACGACUGUCAGUACUGGAUGAAAGCAAAGGACCAGCAAUGUGAGAAUGACAGGUUCACCCUGUACAGAUCAUGGGCCAGGUUCAUGUGCUUCUACAAGGAGCAGCCCCUGAAUCUCAUCAGGAAGUACUACGGAGAGAAGAUUGGCAUCUACUUUGCCUGGCUGGGUUUCUACACAGAAAUGCUUUUCUAUGCGGCAAUCGUUGGUUUAAUCUGUUUCUGUUACGGCGCUUUCACCUACAAUGAUAAUGUGUGGAGCCAGGAAAUCUGCAGUGUGGAUAUCGGAGGCGAGAUUGUCAUGUGUCCUCUGUGUGACCGGAAGUGUGGUUAUUGGAAACUGAACACAACCUGCGAAUCCUCCUUUCAAUCCCAUCUGUUUGACAAUGUUGGCACGUUAUUCUUUGCCAUAUUCAUGGGCAUAUGGGUGACCUUGUUCUUGGAGUUCUGGAAGCGCCGACAGGCCCGGCUGGAGUACGAGUGGGACCUGGUGGAUUUCGAGGAGGAGGAGGAGGAGCAGCAGCUCCAGCUCCGGCCCGAGUACGAGACUAAGUGCACCAGGCGCAAGAUGAACCCCGUCACCCAGAAAAUGGAGCCCUUCCUGCCCUUAAGAAGCAAGUGUGCACGUUUCUGUUUGUCUGGAGCCACCGUCAUGUUUUGGAUCGCCCUCAUCAUCGCCUGCGUCAUCGGCGUGAUUGCGUACCGCCUCGCUGUUUACGCUGCCUUAGCCAGCAUCAUGAAGGAGAACCAGACCCAGAACCUGCAGCUGGUGGGCUCUCUGAUCACCCCGCAGCUCGCCACCUCCGUCACAGCCUCCUGCCUCAACUUUGUGCUCAUCAUGAUCCUCAACACCCUGUACGAGCGAGUGGCCAUCUGGAUCACUGAUCUGGAAAUCCCCAGGACUCACCAGGAGUAUGAGAACCGGUUGACCAUGAAGAUGUUCCUCUUCCAGUUUGUCAACUACUACUCCUCCUGCUUCUACGUGGCCUUCUUCAAGGGCAAGUUCGUGGGCUACCCCGGCAACUACACCUACAUGUUCGGAGUGCUGAGAAAUGAGGAGUGUGACCCCGGUGGCUGUCUCAUUGAACUCUCCACUCAGCUUCUCAUUGUCAUGGCCGGCAAGCAAAUCUGGGGCAACAUUCAGGAAGCCCUUGUGCCGUGGUUGAAGAACUGGUGGAGAAGCCGCAAGGCGCGCAAUCACCCUGAGAGCUUGUACACCCGCUGGGAGCAGGACCAUGACCUGCAGUGCCUCGGGCAGCUGGGGCUCUUCUAUGAGUACCUGGAGAUGGUGAUCCAGUUUGGGUUCAUCACCCUGUUCGUGGCCUCCUUCCCCCUGGCUCCUCUCCUCGCUCUCUGCAAUAACAUCCUGGAGGUGCGCGUGGACGCCUGGAAGUUCACCACCCAGUUCCGCAGGCCCGUGGCAUCCAAGGCCCAGAGCAUCGGAGUGUGGCAGGAGAUCCUCAACGGAGUGGCUGUUUUGUCUGUCGUCACCAACGCCUUCAUCGUGGCAUUCACCUCGGACAUGAUCCCCCGGCUGGUGUAUUAUUAUGCCUACCACCCUGGCACGGAGAACUCCAUGGAGGGGUACAUCAAUAACAGCCUGUCCGUCUUCAACAUCUCCCACUUCAAGCCCCACAACAUGCCGGAGGAUGGAGAGAGCCCCAGCUGGUUCAACAGCUCCAUCAUCACCAGCUGCAGGUACAAUGAUUACCGCUAUCCUCCAGGGCAUGAGAAGGAGUACCAGCACACCAUGCAGUUCUGGCACGUCUUGGCAGCCAAAAUGGCCUUCAUUAUCAUCAUGGAGCACGUGGUGUUCAUGGUGAAGUUCUUAAUGGCCUGGAUGAUCCCGGACGUCCCGAAAGACGUGAAGGCCCGGGUGAAGAGGGAGAAGUACCUCACCCAGGAGUACCUGCGCAACUACGAGAUCAAGAUGCUGAAGAAGCAGCUGGGAGAGAAUUCUUCCUCCUCCACGGACCAUCACGAGGUGCUGUCCGAGGUCAUGUAGCCCCCCACCCCCCCCGAGCACUUCCAAGGACAGCCACAAGCAAACCCCCAGUGAGACUGCGAACUGAAAGCCCUGCUCCACUUGCGCUGGGUGAUUUUUUCUUUUUCUUUUUCUUUUUUUUCCCGAUGAGCAGCACUCCUCCUUGUCCUGUCUGUCUCUCUGCAGCGACAGCAUUAACAGGAAGUAGAACCCUAUAGAAUUAACACAUUUUGCUUAAAGUUGAAUGAAACCUGCAGAACAAUGUUACGUUAACAUAGUACUUAACGAAAAACAUUUUGAAAUCUAACAUUCUGUACUAUUAUAGUUUCCGGUAAACCUUUUGCGAUACCAUUUUGUAGUUUCCUUGAUUACAUUAUUAUAUCAAAUAAAAGACCUAACUUGUGUUCAUAUAGUUACAUUUUAUUUGUUAUUAUGUCUCAAUCCUAAAAUUCGAGGUGAUGCAAAACAUUUGUCCAGAGCUGUAAAAAAAAAAAAGAAUCCUUGCAGUUGAACAAAAAACAAACAAACAUGACAAUCAAUCUGAAUUCUGCAGGAGGGACACAUUUUGAUCAGAUAGUUAAAGUUGCAAAGAAUCCUAGUGCUGUAUGCUGGAUACUAGAUCCAGUUAAGUGAAAUGAGUCGAAAUGUAUUGCACAGUGAAGACCUCAAGCUGCUAUUGAAAAACCAUGAAAGAAGCACCUUUAAUGCUCAACGUUUCUGUAUGAUUAGUGUCACUGUGACCUUUUCUGUGUCAGGUUAUGUUCAUUCAUUUUAUUUUAUUUCAUUCUAAUUUUGUGCCAAGAUACAAUUUCAACAGUCGGGCCGCUAGGGGUAGCAAUGACAUCCCAGUGACAUUAUGAUAAUGGGGUUGCAGGGAAGCCAGGAUUGAAUUGUGUUUGAUAUAUACAUUAGUGUAAUUUCAAUUUGGGUACAGCAUCUUUAUCAGCCUAUUGUGUGCCAAUUAUAAAGACACUACACUGCUGUGCCUGUGUUUUUAAGAGCGAAUUAAUGUGCAA
Messenger RNA from Acipenser ruthenus (sterlet), 3964 nucleotides. Its product is annotated as anoctamin-5-like. The transcript is spliced from 22 exons. Gene Ontology annotation, cellular component: plasma membrane. The coding region runs from base 138 to 2969 and encodes 943 amino acids. The record is from RefSeq and is a predicted model, not a curated record. Lineage: Eukaryota; Metazoa; Chordata; Actinopteri; Acipenseriformes; Acipenseridae. Gene Ontology annotation, biological process: chloride transmembrane transport. Gene Ontology annotation, molecular function: chloride channel activity; protein dimerization activity.